This is a messenger RNA of Adineta ricciae, 723 nucleotides long. The record is from the annotation of a GenBank genome assembly. Lineage: Eukaryota; Metazoa; Rotifera; Eurotatoria; Adinetida; Adinetidae.
AUGGACUCACCAGUGAUCAUGUCGGAUAACGAAGACGAGCCUCUACUAAACGCAUCUAGUAAUGAACCUACUUCAACGAACCGUCGAUGUCCAACCUGUCGAGGAAGCGGUGUUGUUGGUCAAUCUUCCGGUCUGGUUGCUUUGAUUCCAGUUGACGACGUUCGAUUAAAACGUCGACAUACAUUCUGGUGGAUUAUUUUAACAAUUGUUUUCUGUGCUCUUAUUGCUGCAGCUGUCAUUGCCGUGCUUCUUCCCCGCUCUGUACAUUUAUCUCUACAAAAUCCUUUGGUGAUUGAUGCAACUAACGAUACAUGGAGAAAUCAUACUUGUCUGCAUAUGAAAUUCUAUCACUAUACGGUGAUUAAGUCGGAUAACUGGGUGCCAAUACGUCUCAUUAACAUCACGACCUCAGUUGAGCAUCAGCUGAUACAAGUGGGACCUGAUGCGGAGCAAGUUUUUGGUAAAAAAACGUACUUACGACCAUUAGGAAUAUUAUCUUCGAAUUUAACUGUUGAACUGGACUUCGAUACAGACACAAUGGCUUAUCGUGUUUGCCGAGGAAUCUUUCGACAAAUGCUGAUGUUUAAACUACAGACAACAUUAACUUAUGCAGAUUUUCUUCUCAAUCGUAUUCAAACAACAAACGAUAUUUCCUAUCAGUAUGUUUUAUGUAAUAGAGGAGAAUGGACGAGAGAUGAUGAUAGUUUAGUGAGGUCAACUUGA